Gryllus bimaculatus (two-spotted cricket) is the source of this 1500-nucleotide messenger RNA. NCBI's taxonomy places the organism in Eukaryota, Metazoa, Arthropoda, Insecta, Orthoptera, Gryllidae. The record is from the annotation of a GenBank genome assembly.
CCAAGAUCAUGCUCCCGGGAUAAUUUUGAUAUCCUGAGCCUCGAACCGCAAGCGAAAGUUCGUUUCAUCCUCUUUCUCACCCCCACGGCAAACGCUCCGAUCUCCACCCACAUCACACUGACCCACAACCAAGAGACACCCCGAGGGCCGCGCUUGUUCGCGGGCGGCAGGGGAAAGCCUGAUCUCGCCUGCGGUGUCAUCGGACAAGAUUCGAUUGCGACCUCUGAACCGCAGCGAAGGCCCUGGAGCGAGUCGCCGUCGCCGCCCGCAGGGAACGUAAUUGGCGACUGCGGCAGCAAUUGAGAUCGCGUGACGCCCAAGGCCGCGCGUCACGUCGUCUGUCGGUCGCGCAGCGCAGCUGCCGGCGCCCUGCGACGCCUCGUCUUGUAGUCGCCCUCCGACGCCGAGGCCGGCUGCACCGCUCCAGGAACCCCUCCGCUCUCUGCUUUCCAGGAUGUCGGCGGGCGCGCGCUGGAAGCGGCCGGCGGCGGUGGCGGUGCCGCGCGUGUGGCGGCGCUGCUCGGGCCGCACGCCGCUCGACGGCCAACUGCCGCGCUUCGUCAUCCAGGACGUGCCCGACGACCUGCACGAGGCCGUCGUCGCCUUCAUGUCCACCUUCUUCCCGCGCGACGAGCCCAUCUGCGCGCACCUCAAGCUCUGGACGGACGCGCAGUCGCUGGCGGAGCUGCAGGGCCUCUGGCGGGAGAGCCUGCACCAGCACGUGGCGCUGGUGGCGCUCCUGGAGGACGCGGCCGGCGGCCCGCCGCGCAUCGUCGGCUGCAACCUGCUCGCCGUGCUCUACAAGGAGGACCAGGGCCAGCCCAACCCGUACAAGGGGUUCGCGAUGCGCGCCUUCCUCGAGGCGCUCAACUACCACAACACGGUGGUGGACCCGUUCGAGCGGUUCGGCGCGGCGGAGGCGCUGGUGGGCUUCGGGCUGAGCAUCGACCCGGCCUUCCGCGGCCAGGGCCUGGGCCUGGAGCUGAUGCGCGCUCGCUUCGAUAUGGGCCGCGCCGUGGGGCUGCGCCUCACCUACACCGUCUUCACCGCCAUCCAGUCGCAGACGCUAGCCGCGCGCGUGGGAAUGGACACGCUCGUCGAGGUCUGCUACAAGGACUACAAGGACAACGGGGAGCCCGUGCUGGCCGGCAUCUCCUUCCCGCCCUCCAUGAAGCUGCAGGCCCGGCCCAUCGACUGAGCCUCGCCCACGACUUCACCGCAUCUUGCCUUUACAGUCGGCUUUUCAAGAGGUCAUUUAUCGCGUAGCUGCAGUACAAAUGUUUGUCACGUUGGAUCUUAAAGGAAACAAAUUAUCAUAGGUAAUACCGCAAGUGCUAUGGAAUUUGUCGCGAAGCGGGGAGGGGAUUCAUCUGACAACUUCCAAAGUACCAUUUCAUAGGACUAUUCCACGAAUGAGAUUACGUCAAACAGAGUUCCAAAAUGCGCCAAAUAUUGAAAAUAACUUACAGCAUGGUAACAACAAAGAUAUUAUGUUAUAGU